This is a messenger RNA of Rhizopus microsporus ATCC 52813, 1511 nucleotides long. RefSeq lists its product as uncharacterized. Gene Ontology annotation, biological process: protein N-linked glycosylation; cell wall mannoprotein biosynthetic process. The coding region runs from base 131 to 1042 and encodes 303 amino acids. The record is from RefSeq and is a predicted model, not a curated record. The transcript is spliced from 2 exons. Gene Ontology annotation, cellular component: mannan polymerase complex. Gene Ontology annotation, molecular function: alpha-1,6-mannosyltransferase activity. Lineage: Eukaryota; Fungi; Mucoromycota; Mucoromycetes; Mucorales; Rhizopodaceae.
AAAGAUGUCAUUGUCACUGCUAAGCUCCAGGCGAGCCUUUAUUACUGCCAUCAUUGUUACCGUUUUAUUAUUCUUUUCAUUAUUUUCUAGCAUCAAUAUAUCAGAUAGACAAUGUACCAACAAUAGAUUCAUGCCCUCUGUUUCGAUAUCACUUUCUGCUAAGCCCAGCACGAUUGACUUUAACCACUUGACAAGUUCACCUUUAGAUGCCAAGCGAAACAAGGAAAAAGUGCUUGUCCUGACUCCACUCAAGGAUGCUGCACGGUACCUGGAUAGAUACUUUGAACUCCUUGAACGUACAACCUACCCUAACCAUUUGAUCUCUAUUGCCUUCCUUGUCUCUGAUUCUUCUGAUGGCACUCUCGAAGUCCUCCAAGAGUAUGCUCACAAGUUCCAGAGUCGAUGGGCCAACCGAUUCGAUUCAAUCCGUAUCUUCCAAAAGGAUUUUGACUUUGAUUUACCAAGCGAAAAGCGUCAUAGAUAUGAAAUGCAGCCCUUGCGUCGUAAAAUCAUGGCAAGGUCUAGAAACUGGCUUCUUUCAGCCAGUCUCAAACCAGAUAUCAGCUGGGUCGCCUGGGUUGAUGUGGACGUGGUCGAGUAUCCACCGACUAUUUUUGAAGACCUCAUGCGUGCGGAUGCAGACGUUAUUGUGCCGAAUUGUUUACUUCAGCGUGAAGACAAUCAGUUUUGGGGAUAUGACAAGAAUAAUUGGCAAGAAACUGAUGAUUCAAGAAAAAUACAGGAAAGAAUUAGUGAAGAAGACUUUGUACUUUUAGAAGGCUACUAUGAAUUCCCUACUUAUAGAUAUUUGAUGGUGGAUAUGCCGACACAUUUUGGAAGUGAUUAUAAAGUGCCUCUAGACGGUGUAGGUGCAACAUUUACAUUGGUCAAAGCUCAUGUUCAUCGUGAGGGAGCUAUAUUCCCUGCCUUUACUUAUCAACAUCAAGUGGAAACAGAGGGAUUUGCAAAGAUUGCAAAGUCGAUGGGAUUUAGUGUUUAUGGGUUGCCUGGUUAUCUUAUAUAUCAUGUGCAAAAUGAUUAAAAAAGAACUCCCCUAAUUAUUCCACAACACCAACAAACAGCUUUCACAUACCCCCCCUCUUUCCCUUUCCUUUACAACUGUAUACGUAAACAACCACAAUGGUUUUUUUUUUCAUUUCUAUAAAGUAAUACUAUCAAUAUAAUGCUCCUACUACUACAAUUAAUCUAAUAACAAUAAAUGCCUCAGUCUUUGUGUUUACUAAACUUUUUAUUCCCGCCCGUUUAAACUUUUGGAUACACAGGAAAAAAAAAAUCUGCAGUUUAUCAACAGGAGAGGCCACCGAACAUUAUUUGGGCGAUCUUAACGAUUUGGCUCACAUACUCUCUUUCUCUCUGUCCUGUCCUUAUAACUAAAAAUACCACAAGGUUUACUGAACCUGCAGUGCAACACUAGAGUUUUUUUUACAGCUGUGUUUGUAAUAUGAUUGGCUACGGUAAUUACAAAAAAAAUGUUCCCGGGUGGCUGAAUC